Messenger RNA from Diversispora eburnea, 120 nucleotides. The record is from the annotation of a GenBank genome assembly. Lineage: Eukaryota; Fungi; Glomeromycota; Glomeromycetes; Diversisporales; Diversisporaceae.
AUGAAGAUGGGAUUUUUAGAGUAUUAUUAUUAUGACACUAGUAUAGGAAGAAGAACAGCCGGCGUUGAAACGUAUCAUUUGGUAGACGUUGAGUCUUUAGCAGACAGACUCCCAAUGUAG